Molecule: messenger RNA, 750 nt
Organism: Lasiodiplodia theobromae
Lineage: Eukaryota; Fungi; Ascomycota; Dothideomycetes; Botryosphaeriales; Botryosphaeriaceae
Exons: 3
Coding region: 1-750 (249 amino acids)
Source: RefSeq, a predicted model, not a curated record
AUGUCGAAGCCGACGAUCCUUCUCGUUCCGGGCGCCUGGCAGCCUUCUGACGCCUUCGGCCCUCUACGUCACCUGCUCCAGCAGAAGGGCUAUGAAUCCGUUGCCGUUGACCAUCCCUCAGUGGGCGGCGAGCCGGCGAACCAAACUCUGGACACGGAUGUAGCCUCGCUGAGGGCUGCCUUAACCAAUCUGGUCGAGGAACAAGCCAAGCACGUGGUUCUCGUCCUCCACUCCUACGGCGGAGUCGUCGGAUCUUGCGCUAGCGAGGGUUUCGGCGCAAGGCAGCGCGCCUUGGAGGGGAAGCAGGGUGGUAUCUUGGAGAUCGUCUAUCUCUCCGCAUUUGCUCUUCCUAAAGGGAAGAGUUUGCUCGAUAUGCUUGGCGGCCAGCCCUUGCCAUGGAUGAGGUUCGAGGGUCCCAGGGUCUUCGCCGACCUACCAGCCUCAACUGCUCUCCCUGAUCUCUCGCCCGCCGAGCAGGACAAGUGGGGCGCUCGUCUCACCCAUACUGCUGCUGCCGUCUUUUCCGGCCCGUCGACCUACGAGCCGUGGCAUGACAUCCCUUGCAUGUACUUCAUCUGCGAUGGCGACACCAUCCUCCUUCCGCAAAUUCAAGAGGCAAUGGCUCAGUCCCUGAACGCCACCAUCCGAAGGAAUUCUGGUGCGCAUUCUGCUUUCCUCUCAGUGCCUGAUCAAGUCGCAGAGGGUAUCGAGGCUGCGGUUAAAGAAGGGCAAGAAAAAAGCAAGGUUUAA